Messenger RNA from Aureobasidium melanogenum CBS 110374, 1704 nucleotides. RefSeq lists its product as uncharacterized. The transcript is spliced from 2 exons. The record is from RefSeq and is a predicted model, not a curated record. Lineage: Eukaryota; Fungi; Ascomycota; Dothideomycetes; Dothideales; Saccotheciaceae. Bases 1 to 1704 code for a protein of 567 amino acids.
AUGGUGUCGGCGGUCCACGACGAUGACACGGACUACUCUGACCUCGACGAAGAGGCACCUUUGGCCGCACCAGCUUUGCGACACCAUUCUGGACCAAAAACCAGGAAACGAGUGAGCGAAAACACACCACUGUUGAGCACUUCACCACCUCCCCCAGCCUAUGCCGACGUGACGAGGUUAUACGGAACUCCGCCAUAUGUUGCUCGGAACGACUCAAAUCUUGUCCGGCCAAACGAAUUUCACCAUCAAGAUGCGACCACAUCGACUUACACGCGGACAGAGGAGCCAGAGAGCAUGGGCGAUCCGGAACGCAAUGCUCAAGACGGAAGGAAAGUGACCAAAAAGCGCAACAUCUUGACCAACCGAAAGGCUCUUGCAUGCCUAGUCUUUAUUCUUACGUGUUCUCUCAUCGGACUACUGACUGUAACAACGGUCAAGCACGACAAAAGUCAAGAUUCAAAUAGCGGCAAUGGCAGCCCUUCUCCUGUCGAUGGCUUCCCUCACUAUAUGAGAUGCAACAUCGGAUCCAUCGGCGACCCUCAAACUUUCACUUUUCAUGCGCCACGUAGCUUUAGCUUUGUCGAAAUAACUGAAGGAGCACACAAUCCUUCGAGCGACAUCAAUGGCCAGGUGCGAGUUAUGCUCGGCGAAGAGGACCAGGAACAUCCUCUGUACAUCGAGUUGCGAAUUGCAAAAUCGACAGCUGCGCAACAUUCACAAUUCAAGAUUGAAUAUACAGGCGAGAGCUUACGAGUGAAUGCUCCUGCUUACUCACCAAGCUCAUAUAGAGCUUGCAUGGAGAUUGAUUUGCGUAUCUGGAUCAAACCUGGAGCUCAACUCGAGCACUUGGAAAUUGCGACCGAGCAUCUUGACAUCAGAGUUGAACCCGGUCUGUUUCCACCGUCCCUCGAAACCACGCGGUCAGGUCAAAGCGAUGCGUACUACAUCAGUAACAACACCGAUUUUAUUACGGUCAUAGGAUCUCUCUACGCUGCAUACUGGGAGAGUGGGCGAGAGACUCGUAUAGACACUGUUUCAGGAAGUAUUAGUGGCCGCUUUUCUUUAAAGGACGUACUUUCAGUCAAAACAGUAUCGGGUAACAUCAACAUAAACGUGGAACCAAAAGCAGAGAGCCCAACCGAUCCUCGACCUGCUUCAUUUGAGGCAAUCACUGUAUCUGGAGGCAUCAAGGCCAUUUUCCCCAUGUCUAGCACGAUCGCCGAAAUCCCGCCACGUUUCUACCACACAAAAGUUGAGAGCAGAAGUGGAUCAGUUCACGGAAAUUACAUCCAUGGUAUCAACACUGAUAUCACUACAUCCAGUGGCUCAAUUGAUGUCAACGUUUUACCAUACACGGCUGACAGUACUGGAAGCUGGCUGCGCACGGAAUCCGCUGUGGGAGGAAUCCAUGUCAAUGUACUGCCAUCCUACGAGGACCCAGAAGACGUAAUGGGACAUCUGAGAAGUGUUCACAAGACCAAAUCUGGAAGUUUGCACAUCAAAUAUCCCCAACAAUGGGAGGGAAAGAUUGAGGCCGUGACAAUGUCAGGAAGUGUUAAGCUUCGCGGAAAAGAUGUUGAGGUGUUGAAGCGAUGGUCGGGAGCUGUUGGAGCACACGUCGUUGCGCAAAAAGGAGAGGCUAGCAGUGCCAUGGACCUGAGCACUUCCAGCGGUAGCGUAGAUGCAACAAUUGGUGAGUUGUGA